AUGUCACAGCCAACUGAACAGUGGGGCGAUUCACUGAUUCAACGUAUUGAGCGUCCAACAUGCGCCUGUUUGAGGUACUUUAAUCCUAUCAGCAGAAGGGUAACAACUCAAUUUAGUAAUGCGUGCCCAUCACUGUUACACUUGUGCAGGAGUGUGGUGCUGUCCUGCAUACCACUGGCCAAUAUUGAUAAGGCAAGUUAAACUAAAUUUGUUGAUAUAGAAAUAGGUAGUGCCUUACCAUGUGAUGAAGCAAGACAUGACGACCCGAGAGAAAUAAAUAUUUUAUUUGUGGAGUGACUUGAGUGAAUUAAUUGAUACAACAUUAAAAUUUGCUAAGAAACUUUGUGUUCAAAGUUAUUUAAGAUUUUAAAAAUGUAUUUACUAUCAAUGGAAUAGUUUUCAUCUACCACAUGUGUAUUUUUUUUAUUUGAACCAGGUGCCAACUCUACUGCCAGUCCCACUAAUGCUAGCUGGAAACAUAUGCAGAUUGAACCUGGAUGAUUUUAGAAUAAACCCUCUAAAAGUUCAAGCGCAAGACAUUCUUAGCAAUCGCUACCAGGCUGAAUUUAAAAUAACUAAAUGUGAUGUUAUUCUUGAGGUUAACAUGAGCAUGGACAAUCAUGGAAAAG
This is a messenger RNA of Lymnaea stagnalis (great pond snail), 629 nucleotides long. The record is from the annotation of a GenBank genome assembly. NCBI's taxonomy places the organism in Eukaryota, Metazoa, Mollusca, Gastropoda, Lymnaeidae.